AUGGCCAAGCGCACCUUCUCUACAUUAGAGACGUUCCUGAUCUUCCUUCUCGUGAUGAUGACUGCUAUCACGGUGGCCCUUCUCAGCCUCUUGUUUAUCACCAGUGGGACCAUUGAAAACCCCAAAGGUUUUCCAUCCACUGAGAGCCCUCAGACCACCCAGAGCCCCACAGCUACCCAGGGCUCCACACUCACACAAGGCCCCACAGCCACCCAGGCGUCCCCAGUGACUACUACCCCAGAGCCUCCUCUCUUUCAGAACUUCAGUGGCUACCACAUAGGUGUUGGGCGAGCUGACUGCACAGGACAAGUAGCGGAUAUCAAUAUGAUGGGCUACAGCAAAAGUGGCCAGAAUGCACGGGGCCUCCUCACCAGGUUGUACAGUCGUGCUUUCGUCAUGGCAGAGCCUGAUGGGUCCAAUCGAAUGGCAUUUGUGAGCAUCGACAUAGGCAUGGUAUCCCAACGAUUGAGGCUGGAGGUCCUGAACAGACUCAAGAGUAAAUAUGGCUCCCUGUACAGGAGAGACAAUGUGAUCCUGAGUGGCACUCACACGCACUCGGGACCAGCCGGGUAUUUCCAGUAUACCGUGUUUGUAAUUGCCAGCGAAGGAUUUAGCAAUCGAACUUUUGAUUACAUGGUCACUGGCAUCGUGAAGAGCAUUGAGAUAGCACACACAAAUAUGAAACCAGGAAAGAUCUUUAUGAAUAAAGGAAUUGUGGAUGGUACGCAGAUCAACCGAAGCCCCACUUCUUAUCUUCAAAACCCACCGGCAGAGAGAGCAAGGUAUUCUUCGAAUGUAGACAAGGAAAUGCUAGUCUUGAAAAUGGUAGAUUUGAAUGGAGACGACUUGGGCAUUAUCAGCUGGUUUGCCAUCCACCCUGUCAACAUGAACAACAGCAAUCAUCUUGUAAAUAGCGACAAUAUGGGAUAUGCAUCUUACCUGUUUGAACAAGAAAAGAACAAAGGACAUUUACCUGGACAGGGGCCGUUUGUGGCAGCCUUCGCUUCAUCAAACCUCGGAGAUGUGUCCCCCAACAUUCUCGGCCCACAUUGCGUCAACACAGGGGAGUCCUGUGAUAACGCGAACAGCACUUGUCCCGUUGGAGGGUCUUCCAUGUGCAUGUCUAGGGGACCUGGACAGGAUAUGCUCCACAGCACACAAAUUAUAGGACGGACCCUAUACCAGAGAGCUUCGGCAAAGACAUGCAAACCAGCGCUGGGCUACAGUUUCGCAGCUGGCACCAUCGAUGGAGCUGGGGCCUUCAACUUCACGCAGGGGACAACAGUACCAGAUCCAUUUUGGGAAAGUCUUCGGAAUCAGAUCUUGGGCAAGCCAUCUGAUGAAAUCAAAGAGUGUCAUAAACCAAAGCCAGUCCUUAUUCACACUGGAGAGCUGUCCAAACCUCAUCCCUGGCACCCGGAUAUUGUUGACAUUCAGAUCAUUACUCUUGGGUCCUUGGCCAUAACUGCUAUUCCUGGGGAGCUUACGACCAUGUCUGGACGAAGAUUUCGGGAGGCAAUUAAAGCAGAGUUUGCAACUUAUGGGAUGCGGGAUAUGACUGUUGUUAUUUCGGGUCUGUGCAAUGUAUAUACACAUUACAUUGCCACCUAUGAAGAAUACCAGGUUCAGCGGUAUGAGGCGGCGUCUACAAUUUAUGGACCACACACCCUGUCUGCUUACAUCCAGCUCUACAGAGGCCUUGCUAAGGCCAUUGCUACGGAAACAGUGGCCAAUCUGAGCAGAGGUCCAGAGCCUCCAUUUUUCAAAGAAUUGAUAAAACCAUUAAUUCCUAAUAUUGUGGAUAGACCACCAAUGGGCAAGAAUUUUGGGGAUGUCCUGCAGCCGUUGAAUUCUAAAUACAGAGUGGGAGAAGUUGCUGAAGUUACAUUUGUAGGCGCUAAUCCAAAGAAUUCAGCAGAAAAUCGGACCCAUCAGACUUUCCUCACUGUGGAGAAAUAUGAGGACGCUUCAUCGUCAUGGCAGGUAGUGCAUAAUGAUGCCUCCUGGGAGACUCGUUUCUAUUGGCACAAGGGAUUACUGGGUCAUAGCAAUGCAACGAUUCAAUGGCAUAUUCCAGACACUGCCAAGCCUGGGAUCUACAGAAUAAGAUACUUCGGACACAAUCGGAAGCAGGACUUUCUCAAGCCCGCUGUCAUACUUUCAUUUGAAAGUACUUCCUCCGAUUUUGAAGUUGUAACUACUUAG
Messenger RNA from Pipistrellus nathusii (Nathusius's pipistrelle), 2205 nucleotides. The record is from the annotation of a GenBank genome assembly. Lineage: Eukaryota; Metazoa; Chordata; Mammalia; Chiroptera; Vespertilionidae.